GAUUUUGAAUCAACAUGGCGGCAUACGCGUUGCGGUGGACAACGAGAUGUUUUCUUAGAAUUACAAUCAAAAAGACAAGUUUGUCGAGAGGUGUUUGGUGUGAAUUGUUUAAGACAGUUAGAGGACAUACGUCUAUGUCAGCACCUUGGGCUGCUUAUGGCAGACUCAUCAGCCACUAUGACAGCCUUGUCCGCUCCGGUUCACUGCAAGAGGACACUCAACAGAGAGCUGCGCUGCUUCAAUUAGAACAGUUAAACCAAGAGAUGACAGACUAUACCAACAUCCCAAUCCUUCUCCUUCAACCUAAAGACUGUUUACAUAAUCAACCCACCUCCAAACUGGAGAAUAAUAAGAGUGGAGUAAACCUUUGCAGUCAUGAAGAAAAUGCGUCAAAUGCAAAAGAAGACAAAGAUGUUAAUGACACAGAGGAGAAGUCUCUAAAGCCACAUCCUCCCCAUGGUUACUAUAUUCAUGGUGAUGUUGGUACUGGGAAAACAAUGUUGAUGGAUCUUUUUUACUCAUUUGUGGAAAACAGCAGAAAAAAGAGGGUUCAUUUCAAUGCAUUCAUGUUAGAUGUACAUAGAAGGAUCCACAAACUGAAACAGAGCCUGCCAAAGCGACGGAUUGGUAAAAUGACAAUGUAUGACCCCAUCUUUCCGGUUGCCAUGGAGAUCGCAGAGGAAACCUGUCUCCUAUGCUUUGAUGAGUUUCAGGUGGUGGAUAUAGCCGAUGCUGUGAUUCUGAAGCAGUUAUUUGAGGGCUUGUUUAAGUGUGGGGUCGUGGUUGUGGCAACCUCAAAUCGACCACCUGAAGAACUGUACAAAAACGGGCUUCAGAGGGCUGCUUUUGUGCCUUUCAUUGGCGUACUCAAGGAGCACUGUCAUACUGUCCGUCUUGACACUGGAAUAGAUUACCGGACAAGAGAAAUGGAAGUAGCAGGAAAAGUAUACUACGUAUCAAGUGAGCCUGAUGCAGAGAAUGCUGUCAAUACGCUGUUUGAGGAACUGGCGUACAGACAAAAUGACGUAACCAGGCCAAGGGUGCUGAACGUGCAGGGAAGAGAAGUGACCCUGAGCCGGACCUGUGGAACCAUCGCAGACUGCACCUUCCAAGAGUUGUGUGAGCGACCAUUGGGUGCAGGUGAUUAUUUAGAAAUCGCACGGCGGUUUGACACGGUCAUCAUACGAAACAUUCCUCCCUUUCGACUCGGAAUGAAGGACCAGGCGAGACGCUUCACCACACUCAUUGACAACUUUUAUGACCAAAAGGUUAGAGUGGUGAUACUGGCUGAUGCAUCAUUACACCGCCUUCUUGAUCAGGGACCAAUGACUGGAGAGGAAGCAAGAGAUCGCCUGAUGAUAGAUGAACUCGGCCUGACUGAUGAGGCCAGUGAGCGGCUGACAUUGUUCACAGCAGAUGAAGAGGUCUUUGCCUUCCAGAGGACAAUAUCUCGCCUCACAGAGAUGCAGACAGAACAGUACUGGCUAAGUGGGGAUCGGAGUCAAACAUGAACUGAAACUCCCUUGCAGUUUUCAACUACCUCUUAAUAGAGUCCAUCCUCGCAUAACAUUUGGGAUGGUAUUUUUUAAUCUCCAUAAACAAGCCUCAUCUUGUUACUUUAAAAGCAAGUGGAAUCAUCCAUAUGCUCACAUUACCAUUAAAAUGCAAAGCUCACUGACUGCAGUAGGAAAAUGCAUGCUGUCAAAAGGAGACGUCUAGCACCCUCUAGUGGAUAAUGUAUUUGUUGGUGUUUAGUACAUUAUGUACUUUGGAAUAUGUUCACUGAGGGAAUACAAUGUAUUGCCAAAAUUUAAAUGUUUUAAAGUGUGAAUUUAUGCAUUUAUGCUUCAUUAAAUAUGGAAGCAUGUUUUCAUAUAUAAGUAAUAACUUGUUUUUAAAAAAAGUACAUAAAAAGUAAUAAUUCUGAGAAUAUUUAUGAGAUAAAUUAUGACAAAAGUCAUAAAUUAUCUUGACAUAAACAGACAUAAUUAUGAGUUUUUAUUUCAAAUUUUAACUAUAUGCAAUAAUUAUGAUUAUUUAUGAAUUAUAAUAAUUAUGAUGAUGAUUUUUUUCUGAUGUGGUGGAAAUUGGCUUUCAUUCUUAAAUUAUUAAAAUGUU
Messenger RNA from Labeo rohita (rohu), 2118 nucleotides. It is a transcript of the gene afg1lb, whose product is annotated as AFG1 like ATPase b. Gene Ontology annotation, cellular component: mitochondrion; cytoplasm. The coding region runs from base 15 to 1511 and encodes 498 amino acids. Lineage: Eukaryota; Metazoa; Chordata; Actinopteri; Cypriniformes; Cyprinidae. The transcript is spliced from 13 exons. Gene Ontology annotation, molecular function: ATP binding; ATP hydrolysis activity. The record is from RefSeq and is a predicted model, not a curated record.